AUGAAAGCUGUAGUACCGUUACUACUAUAUAGCGUCAUUUCAGCGGAACUAGGGUUUGCCUACCCUUGUUUGUCUCUUCGUUGUAACGCUAACUUCCCAGGAUUUUUGCGUUGGAUUUCAUUGGACAAAAAAUUUAGGACACGUCGUUAUCCGUAUUUAGAGACCUCCAAAGAAGAUUCUGACACUAAAUCAGGGUUAUGCAUAGAUCAUAUCGGUCGCUCUAGAGGAUUAUCGCUCAGCUUCGCACAUGAGGAGGGCGCUCUGGUAGCGCCCGAAACCCCUACGCACUCCGGAUCCGUCGGAGAUGAUACUUUGUUACGCCUGCGUCGUGUAAUACGAGAGAAGCACGGGGAAGAGUACCCGUUGCGUGAAUACUACAUCAAGGGUACUGGCCCUGGUGGGCAGAAAGUAAAUAAGUCAAGCAAUUGCGUCCAAUUGAUUCGUUUCUCUCCUGCUCUGGGUACCAACAUAGUGGUCAAAUGCCAUAUGCAUCGGUCAUUGCUAGAUAAUCGUAUAGAGGCUACACGUAUUUUACUGCGUAAGCUGGAUGAGGCAGAAUCGGCACAAUCGCGAUAUUUGUCACGUAUGCGCGAAAAGGAGAAGCGUCGUAUACUAAAGCUGACACCAGCUGAAAAAGCUCGUAAAAAGUUCGAAAAACAAUUGAGAGCUGAGAAGAAAGCCAACCGUCGGAAGUGGAAGAUAGGAGAAGAUUGUUUCUAG
Molecule: messenger RNA, 720 nt
Organism: Babesia sp. Xinjiang
Lineage: Eukaryota; Apicomplexa; Aconoidasida; Piroplasmida; Babesiidae
Product: putative peptide chain release factor
Exons: 1
Coding region: 1-720 (239 amino acids)
Biological process (GO): translational termination
Cellular component (GO): mitochondrion
Molecular function (GO): translation release factor activity
Source: RefSeq, a predicted model, not a curated record